This is a messenger RNA of Schistosoma margrebowiei, 3739 nucleotides long. The record is from the annotation of a GenBank genome assembly. Lineage: Eukaryota; Metazoa; Platyhelminthes; Trematoda; Strigeidida; Schistosomatidae.
UAACAAUAAUAAUAAAAGGAUUAGAAAUAAACGAAUAGGUAUAAUGAAAAUAGUAAGAAAAAUAAUUUGCCCUAAAUGUCUCAGAAUUUCUAUAUACAUAUAUUAAAAAAUGUCUAAAUAUAUAUAUUAGUGUUACAUGGAUAUAUGGAUAGACUAUUCAGUCCCAAAUACAUGUCUACUUAUCGUUUUACAAAAGACGAAAAAUAUCCUUCCUGACAAACAUACAUAUACAUAAUUAAACACUAUUAGAUUAUAACAAAACUAUUUUCAUUUGACUAUCUAAUUAAGUUAUCUCUUGAGUCUAUAUCAUUAUUAUUUUUACCUGAAAAUUAAUUCUUUCUUUUUUAAAAAAAAAACGAAAUCUAAACAUCAUCAACAUUAUCGGUUACAACAUCAAUAUCACCGUGAUCAUACACAUUCUAACAUGUCGCAUGAAACACUCUUUAUGUCAACUAAUUUUUUCUAAACAAUAAUGAAAAGAAGCUUAAUGAAAUCAUCUUAUAUUUUCCAUUGAAAAAGCAAAGAAUUGGCAAUUGAAACAUUCAAUUUAUAUAUGUCUUUUAAAAAAAUGACAAUUAAAAUGAAAUUAUAAUGUAUGAUUACAGAUUGUGAAUUUAAUGGUUAUAUUAGCCUAGAAUUGGUAAUAAUAAUAAUAAUAAUAUCUAUCGUAUUUCAUUUGUUUUAACGAAUAGUAAAAAUGAAUAACAUCCGGCUCUAUUAACAUUAAUAAUCACAUAGUAAUUCAGUGAAAACAAUUAAGGUUUUGUGUGGAGAUUUUUAAUCAAUCAAAACCACGCGUUUUCCUUUCAUUCUACACUAUCAAGAAGAAUGUCUCGACUGUCUUUAAAACGUUCACCACCACAUACACCUACUUUAUCUAGUUGUAAUCAAAGUUUACACAAUGUUGAAAUUGGAAAACAUGUUGGUCGUUAUGGUCCUGGUUUUUUAUGGAGUUUAUUUGAAAGCAUGGAAUCAAAUACAAGAGUGAAACGUACAACAUUCAUAUUUGAUAAAAAAAGGUUGGAUCGAAUCAAUAAAAAUCGGCGACAAGAUUUAAUUUUGCAAACAUUACGAAAUGAUUUAAUAAAUUUAAACAAACUGAAGCAUCCACGUUUUAUACAACUAAUACAUGAUAUUGAAGAAACUAAUGAAUAUUUCACUUUUAUAACUGAGCCAGUAAUAGGAAGUUUAGCAGACAUGUACAUAAAUGAUCAGGAUUCGUCGUUUUGUGAAUUAGAGAUCAUAUUUGGAAUAUAUCAGAUUACAGACGCACUAAGAUAUCUUCAUAGUACCCAAGAAUUAAUGCAUUGUAACAUAAAUACGGCGUCAAUCUUGUUGGUUAACAAGAGUAUAUGGAAAUUGGGUGGAUUGAAUUUUCUAGAAAAGAUUGUUGACACCACAAAGAUAACUCCAAAGUUUACUGGAUGUUCAGUAAAAAUACCAGUGUUUGCUCAACCAGAUUUAGAUUUUAUUGCUCCAGAAGCUCAGAUGUAUAAUUCCAUGUCACCCCUUGCCGACAUGUUUUCCUUAGGAAUGGUAGUUUGUGCUAUUCACAAUCAGGGACAUUCUUUGAUUGACUCAGAGCAAAAUCCAAAUGUUUAUGUUAAACAAUUGCCUGAAAUCCCAAAUAAUUUUGAAAAAAUAUGUGAACGACUACCCAGAACUUUACUAGAACCUGUACGUAAAAUGAUCAGUAAGGAUGUUCGUGAAAGACCGACAUCACAGCUUUUUGCUUUAUUAAAGGUAUUUAACGAACCAGUAGUUCUUUCAUACGAAGGUUUACUAACAUUGAAUGAUAAAUCAUUAAAUCAGAAGAAAGAAUUCUUUGGCCGACUCCCUAAAGUUAUACCCUUAUUUGAACCUAAUGUCAGAUAUAAAUAUAUUCUACCACUUAUUUUACAAUGGUUAUAUGAAUCAAACGAAUUAAUUCCCUAUAUUCUACCAUCAUUUUUAACCAUGAUUAAAGUGGCGGAAUCUGAUGAUUAUGACAAAUAUUUAAAAUCCCACUUGCACAAAAUUUUAACAGAAACCAAAUCACUUCAGACAAGUAUGGUAAUUUUGGAUCUUUCAGACUUCUUUAUUAAUCAUAUUAGUCAAGAUGACAUUGGAAAUCUUCUCCUUCCUGAAAUAUUUGUUUGCCUCGAACCGGGUACUCCAAAAUCUUUGGAAACUGUUCAGAAUGCAAUUUCAGUAUUGUCAAACUAUCUUAAUAAUACACAAAUUGUCCAAUCGAUUCUACCACAGCUCAAAGAAAUAUAUAAUCGUAAAACAUCAAACCCCAAGAUUCGCAUUGCAUGUUUAGAAUGCCUAGGAAAACUUUUAAAAAAAUUAACAUUACCUACAUUAUGUGAUGAUGUACUACCAUUUGUUAGCUCAAUUCGAACAAUUGAUCGUGAAUUAGUUCUUGCUGUUGUGGCUUUGAAUCGCCGACUCAUAUCAGAUAGAAACAAUGAAAUUUCGUAUACUUACAUAGCUGGAAUGCUAUUGCCUUCUAUGGUGAACUUUCUGGCAUUAAAAACACUAACUAUAUCUGAUUUCCGAACUGUAAUUAAUUUAACUCGAACAAUGCUAGAUCUCAUAGAUCGACAGCGUUCAGUUGAAUUAAGAUCACAAACUGGAUCGAAAUCAGUUGGCGGGAGCUGUUCUGAUAUGAGUUCGUCAUUUGGUGCACCUCGAAAUCUUCCGUUAAUUGCUAUGCAACGUCCAACAAUAGAUUCUGAAUUAUUAUACGUAGAUAUGGAUGAUUCAAAGCUUUCAAGAUCAAGUUUAGAUUAUCGUCGAAGUUCUGGCAGUGAAGUCACUGGAACUAGUCGGUGGAGCAGAAAUAGCUUGUUAAUUCAACGGUUACAGGCAUCAAAACAUCGGUCAGAAAGCCUGUUGUUCAAUACAAAGCACAGAAACUCCAUUGGUGAUCAUAGAUUUUGGAAUGAAAGUGCAAGUAAUCCAAAUUUUAAUUAUCAUGGACAUUCAAGUACAAAUUCUCGUAUAGGACCAAGUCCAUUUUAUAAUUCAAGUCCAACUUGUGACGAUCUAUAUAAAAUGAGAAGAUAUUCUGGAAAUAUUUUAACUCGAUCAACAGAUAAUCAAGUGAAUGUAUAUGAUAAUUUAGGUUCCUUAAAUGUACCAAGAUACAAUAAUGGUUUUCUUGACCCUAGAAGACAUAGUUAUGGUUUUACACCUAGUACAUCAACUAAAUCUUUAAUUACAGUCAAUGUAUGCGAAGGUCCUUUCGUUACUCCACUCAGUCAUCGUGGUUCAAUACGUCGAAAUUCUGGUUGGAGCUGUGGUCAAUUUUCUACUUCUCAAGUCAUGAAACCCACUGAUGAAGAUAUUCAAAGACGUUGCAGCUUGAAUGCUAUAGGUGAUCUGCUGGUAUCAACAUUCAAGAAAGUUUUGUGAAAUAUUUACUAAAAAGAAGACGCUUUUUAUCAAAAUUAUAAUAUUGUUAUUAUUGUUUUAUUAUCAGAUUUAUAUUUAUGUUCAUUAUUUUGAUGUGUAUUCAACUUCACUUUUAACUUCAUGUUAACAAGUUAUGUAUAAAAAUAAUAAAAGAAAAGAAAACGAUUCAAUGUUCAAUAAUCUUCCAGUGAACUAUCUUUUAUUGUCUAUUUAAUAAAUUGUAAAAAUUUGAAUUCAGUAACUGGGAAGAAAUAAUGUUCCGUAUAACAUAUUUUUGUUUUCUUUAAAAAGUAAGUGAACUUUUUUCAAAUAUUCCUAAACAUUCAAAAAUAAUUCCACU